GAGGCAGCCUUCUGUGCUGUGAUUCUUGCCCUGCUGCUUUUCAUCGUGAAUGCCUAAAUAUUGAUAUCCCUGAAGGAAAUUGGUAUUGCAAUGACUGUAAGGCAGGCAAAAAACCACACUACAGGGAGAUUGUGUGGGUAAAAGUUGGUCGAUACAGGUGGUGGCCAGCCGAGAUCUGCCAUCCUCGGGCUGUUCCCUCUAACAUUGAUAAGAUGAGACAUGACGUGGGCGAGUUCCCUGUCCUCUUCUUUGGGUCUAAUGACUAUCUAUGGACUCAUCAGGCCCGAGUCUUCCCUUACAUGGAAGGGGAUGUGAGCAGCAAGGAUAAGAUGGGGAAAGGAGUUGAUGGAACAUAUAAAAAAGCUCUUCAGGAAGCUGCAGCAAGGUUUGAAGAGUUAAAGGCCCAAAAAGAACUCAGACAGCUGCAGGAAGAUCGAAAGAAUGACAAGAAGCCACCACCUUAUAAACAUAUAAAGGUGAACCGUCCUAUCGGCAGGGUGCAGAUCUUCACUGCAGACUUGUCAGAAAUUCCCCGUUGCAACUGUAAAGCUACUGAUGAGAACCCCUGUGGCAUCGACUCCGAGUGCAUCAACCGGAUGCUGCUGUAUGAGUGCCAUCCCACAGUGUGCCCUGCCGGGGGCCGCUGUCAGAACCAGUGCUUCAGCAAGCGCCAGUAUCCCGAUGUUGAGAUCUUCCGCACCUUACAGAGGGGCUGGGGUCUCCGGACGAAAACAGACAUCAAAAAG
Molecule: messenger RNA, 746 nt
Organism: Psammomys obesus (fat sand rat)
Lineage: Eukaryota; Metazoa; Chordata; Mammalia; Rodentia; Muridae
Product: histone-lysine N-methyltransferase, H3 lysine-36 specific-like
Exons: 4
Biological process (GO): regulation of DNA-templated transcription
Cellular component (GO): nucleus; chromatin
Molecular function (GO): histone H3K36 methyltransferase activity
Source: RefSeq, a predicted model, not a curated record